UUCCACUUCCAUUUUAUUACACGAGUUGUGCAAGUUCUUUAUUAUUAUUGUUAUUUUAAUGUAGUGUGUCUUAUUAUGAACUUUUUAAAAUUAAAAUAACUGUACAUCAUGUCUACAUCAAUUAAAUGUUAUUAUGAAGUACUUGGUGUUUCUCGUACUGCCGAUAAUGAUGAUUUGAAGAAAGCAUAUCGAAAACUUGCAUUGAAAUGGCAUCCAGACAAAAAUCCUGACACAGCAGAAGAAGCGACUCAACAAUUUCGUCUAGUACAGCAGGCAUAUGAGGUGCUGACUGACCCACAGGAGAGAGCUUGGUAUGACAAACAUCGAGAGGCUAUCCUUCGUGGAGGUUUAGGCCAAGGAGGCAAGUAUGAAGACAAUUCACUGAACUUGUUCCAGUAUUUCACAUCGACCUGCUACUCUGGUUACGAGGAUGAUGAAAAUGGGUUUUAUGCUGUGUACAGCAAAGUGUUCAAAACUCUCGCCGACGAGGAUUAUGUCUUCAUGGAUGACAAAGAUACUGAUGAUGAAAUGCCAGAAUUUGGAAAUUCACAGAGCUCUUAUGAAGAUGUAGUGCAGGUCUUCUACAACUUCUGGCAUGCAUUCUGUACAACCAAGUCGUACGUGUGGGUAGAAAAGUAUGACACCCGAGAAGCACCUGAUCGCAGGACACGCCGUCUCAUGGAGGCAGAAAACAAAAAACUAAGAGACGCUGCAAAGAGAGAACGCAAUGAACAAAUCAGAGAACUGGUUGCAUUUGUUCGCAAGAGAGACAAACGUGUCCAGGCUCAAAGGAAAAGGCUAGAAGAGAGAGCUGCAGAAAUCACAAGAAAGACUGAUGAAAGAAGAAAACAAGAAUUAGAAGAGAAACUGAAGCGACUUGAGAACUACAAGGAAACGAGCUGGUCGGCCAUGUCUGGUCUGGAGGACGAUCUACAGCAGUUGGAGGCAAAUCUCGCCAAGCAGUUCGGUGAGGACAGCGCAGAGGAAGGUGUCGGAAAUAAUGAAGAAGAAGAAGCGUGUGAGGAAGAGGAAUACUACAAUGACCUGUUCUGCGUGGCAUGUAACAAAUCUUUUAAAAGUGAAAAAGCGUUCUCCAAUCACGGAAACUCCAAAAAGCACAAGGAAAAUGUUGCUUUGCUAAAGGCUCAUCUCCAGGAAGAGGAACAAGAACUGGGGGAACUGAAUUGUGGGAUAGAUCCUGAUCAUAUACUCGGUGAACCAGUAGGAUCUGCCACUGAUCUCACAGAAAACAAACAAAAAUUAUCUAAGAAACAGAAGAAGAAAAGAAAACAAAAGCUUCAGAUGCAGGAAGAUAGUGAUGAAUGUGAAGAUAUCGUCAAUAAUUUAGCUGGUCUUGAUAUUGCUGAGAAAGAAUUGUCGGAAAGAAGAGAAGAAUCAAAGAAAAGUGCAAAAGCUAACAAAACAAAGGAUAAAAAUGAGGAAAAAGAUGCCUUUCAGAAUGGUGGUGAUUUACCUGAAGAAUUAUGUGUUACAAAAGCAGACAUUGCUGUGGAUACACAAAAACAGUGUGAAGAUGCAGAUGCUGCUGAUGGGUCUAUGUUAUCUCAGACAUUGAAUUUUGAAGCAAACCUACAGGAUGAUGUGGUUAAUCAGAUGGGUGAUACCGCAGAACAGGAUGUGUCACAAAGUUCGGGGAAACCCAGUGCAUCACAAACUGCUAGGCAGAAGAAAAAUGAGAUUUUCCUGUGCCAGGUGUGCGGCCAGCAGUUUGGAACUAGGAACAAGAUGUUCACUCACAUUAAAGAAAAGGGUCAUGCAGCCAGGCUUCCAGCAAGCAAGGUAGCUAGUAAGGUGGUGGAUCAAAACGAGAAAAGUGGAAAGAAAGAAAAGAGAAAAAACAAGAGAUGACAGCCAUUUUUUUUUUAAUCCACAUUUUAUUUCAAUAAAUGUUACAUCAUA
Molecule: messenger RNA, 1920 nt
Organism: Gigantopelta aegis
Lineage: Eukaryota; Metazoa; Mollusca; Gastropoda; Neomphalida; Peltospiridae
Product: dnaJ homolog subfamily C member 21-like
Exons: 15
Coding region: 109-1869 (586 amino acids)
Cellular component (GO): cytoplasm
Molecular function (GO): zinc ion binding; nucleic acid binding
Source: RefSeq, a predicted model, not a curated record